CAAUCCUCAUUGAAGAGCAGACGAGCACGGCCCAAGCCUCAGAGCAGCUGGCACCAGCGGGCGUCUGGCAGGUUAGCAGCAGCACCAUGGCUCCCCUCCUAGCCCGGCCCCUCACCCGGUUCACCGCCACGCACUACUCGCCACUCAUUCUCCUAAGAACCAUGUCGUCAGGCAACUUCCUUAUCAACCAGCCCAAGUACGCCUUCCUUAAGGAGCUGGGCCUGGCUGAGACCAACAAGGGAGUGUUUAACGGCAAAUGGUUCGGCAAUGGCGAGGUCAUCACGUCAUACUGUCCGGCCAACAAGCAGCCCAUUGCCCAGGUGCAGCAGGGCACUGUGCAGGACCUGGAUGAGUGCAUCAAGGCUAGUAAGGAGGCAUGGCAGGUCUGGGCUGACAUGCCUGCCCCUGCACGUGGUGAGAUUGUGCGGCAGAUUGGAGAGGCACUGAGGGCAAAGUUGGUGCCUCUAGGACAGCUAGUAGCUGUUGAGAUGGGCAAGAUCAAACCAGAGGGUAUUGGUGAGGUUCAGGAGUAUGUCGACAUUUGUGAUUUUGCGGUGGGUUUGUCCCGAAUGGUGGGAGGAUCCGUGCUACCUUCAGAGAGACCAGGCCAUGUCUUGAUGGAAAACUGGAAUCCCUUGGGUGUUGUGGGUGUCAUCACUGCCUUUAACUUCCCUGUGGCUGUGUAUGGAUGGAACAGUGCCAUUGCCAUGGUGUGUGGUGACACCCUGGUGUGGAAAGGAGCUCCCACCACCCCCUUGGUAUCCAUUGCCACCACCAAAAUUGUUGAGUCAGUGCUGGUCAAGAACAAUCUGCCAGGUGCAGUGUCUGCUUUGUGCUGUGGUGGAGCUGAUGUAGGCACAGCCAUGGCCAAGGAUGAGAGACUGCCAUUAGUGUCGUUCACAGGAUCCACCAGUGUUGGCAACAAGGUUGCUCUCAUGGUACAAGAACGCUUUGGUCGUCACCUGCUUGAGUUGGGCGGCAACAAUGCCAUCAUUGUGGAUGAAGAUGCUGAUCCAGAGAUGGUUGUGCGGGCUGCCCUCUUUGCCUGUGUAGGCACAGCUGGCCAGCGCUGUACCACCACUCGCCGCCUCAUUCUCCACCACACUCUCCAUGAUGUCAUUGUGGAGCGGCUAGUGAAGGCAUAUGGCAACUUCAUGUCUCGUAUUGGUGACCCCCUUGAUGAUGGAACACUGUAUGGACCCAUGCACUCCCAGCAGGGCAUUGAUGGCUUUCUAGCCACUGUGCAGGAAGCUCAGGCUCUUGGAGGCAAAGUGGUGUUUGGUGGAAAGGUGAUAGAACGGGAGGGAUACUUUGUGGAGCCAACCAUCAUCACUGGCCUGCCUCAUGAUGCCCCAGUGGUUCACAAGGAAACCUUUGCCCCUAUUGCAUACAUCCUGAAGUGCUCCUCUGUGGAUGAGGGCAUUAGCUGGAACAAUGAAGUGAAGCAAGGGCUUUCCUCAUCCCUGUUCACACAGAAUCUUGCAAAUGUAUUCAAGUGGUUGGGUCCAAAGGGUUCAGACUGCGGCAUCAUCAACAUCAACAUCCCUACCAAUGGAGCAGAAAUUGGUGGUGCCUUUGGAGGAGAGAAGCACACAGGUGGAGGCCGAGAGUCUGGGUCUGAUGCUUGGAAGCAGUACAUGCGGCGCUCCACCUGCACUAUCAACUACACCAAGGAACUUCCACUUGCUCAGGGCAUUAAGUUUGAAUAAAUGCCACAGCCUUGCCCAAAGUGCUCUUAUUGGCUGUCUUGGCUGAUGAUCCAAGACAGUUUGUCCAUCUUAAUAUCUUCAGUGUGCUGCUCCUUUUCAGCUGAAUUUUUAUACUUUGAGUUUUUUGUGAAAUCCUUUUGUGAUGAAACAUUUAAGUUUUAUUACAUUAUUAAAGAAACUAUCUGCUCAAUAUUAUGCAAUUGAUUGUGUCAGUUUACUCUAAUGUAAUGAAACGGUGAUCCCUGUAAUGAAAUAAUUUACAAAGAACAGGAUACCAAAUUGUUAAGAGCUAUUUUGUAAAGAUGCAAUAUUUUAUAUACUACAUUUGUAUCCUGUUAUGUGGAAUCACAAUAUAAUUUAAAAGUUGUUU
This is a messenger RNA of Scylla paramamosain (green mud crab), 2079 nucleotides long. It is a transcript of the gene Aldh7A1, whose product is annotated as alpha-aminoadipic semialdehyde dehydrogenase-like. Bases 87 to 1709 code for a protein of 540 amino acids. The transcript has 9 exons. Gene Ontology annotation, molecular function: aldehyde dehydrogenase (NAD+) activity. The record is from RefSeq and is a predicted model, not a curated record. NCBI's taxonomy places the organism in Eukaryota, Metazoa, Arthropoda, Malacostraca, Decapoda, Portunidae.